Messenger RNA from Pseudoliparis swirei, 545 nucleotides. RefSeq names its product RNA polymerase II subunit J (gene polr2j). Bases 102 to 455 code for a protein of 117 amino acids. Gene Ontology annotation, cellular component: RNA polymerase II, core complex. The transcript is spliced from 3 exons. Lineage: Eukaryota; Metazoa; Chordata; Actinopteri; Perciformes; Liparidae. The record is from RefSeq and is a predicted model, not a curated record. Gene Ontology annotation, molecular function: DNA binding; protein dimerization activity. Gene Ontology annotation, biological process: transcription by RNA polymerase II.
CAGGGGGCGGUAACGGCAGGAAUAAGCCGGAAGUCGUCUUGUUUUGAAGGAGCCGCGUUUCCGGCUGCCUUCCUCCAGCGCCCGCCGCUCAGCUCAGGACCAUGAACGCGCCUCCCGCCUUCGAGUCGUUCCUCCUGUUCGAAGGAGAGAAGAAGAUCAGCAUCAGCAAGGACACCAAGGUGCCCAACGCGUGCCUGUUCACGCUGAACAAGGAGGACCACACGCUGGGCAACAUCAUCAGAGCUCAGCUGCUGAAGGAUCCACAGGUUCUGUUCGCUGGUUACAAAGUUCCUCAUCCUCUGGAGCACAAGAUCGUCAUCAGAGUGCAGACCACACCUGACUACAGUCCACAGGAAGCGUUCACGAACGCCAUCACGGACCUCAUCAGCGAGCUGUCCCUGCUGGAGGAACGCUUCAGAGUCUCCAUCAAGGACAAGCAGGAGGGGAUCGAGUGAAGCCCCGCCCCCUUGGUGAUGUCACCUCCCCGUUUCAUGAUUGGUUUAUUUUUGUAAAUAAAUAAAAAAAUGUGAUGUCACAACCGGCAA